AUAAUCUCAAGGCAAAACUAGCCGUUACCUGAUUUUCUUUCAAUUUCUCCCAAAACCCUAACCUAUUAUUAUUAUUAUUAUUUCUUCCUAUCCAUUGAAUCAUUACUCACCAUCAGCACAAGCCGUUUUCGUUGAUAGAGCCAAACCCUAGUUGAAGACUUCAAAUUUUCUUUAAUUCUUUCCUCGCAUAUUCUCAAAACAAAUCCUGUAGAUUCAAUCUUGAAGAGCGGUUCAAACAUGGCUUCCAGAACAGCCACCAAAGACAUCAUCACCCUCCGUGGAUCAGCCGCCAUCGUUAGUGAAUUCUUUGGCUACGCUGCCAACAGCAUUCUCUAUAAUCGCGGAGUUUAUCCCGAAGAAAGUUUUGGCAAGGUGAAGAAGUAUGGGCUUCCAUUGUUGCUUACUCAGGAUGAGGGAGUCAAAACCUUUAUGGCCAACCUAACCGCUCAGCUUUCAGAGUGGCUGGAAGCUGGGAAGUUGCAGAGAGUGGUUCUGGUGAUAAUGAGCAAGGCCACCAGUGAGGUGUUGGAGAGGUGGAAUUUUAGCAUUGAGACAGACAGUGAGGUUGUCGAGAAAGGUGUGUCAAGGGAGAAGAGCGACAAAGAAAUUAUGAGAGAGAUACAAGCCAUCAUGAGACAGAUUGCAUCCAGCAUAACAUACCUGCCAUGCCUUGAUGAACCUUGUGUUUUUGAUGUGUUAGCAUACACUGACACGGAUGUUGCAGUCCCAUUCACCUGGAUUGAGAGUGACCCCAGGCUGAUUGCCAAUCCCCAAAUGGUGAAAUUGCAUUCAUUUGAUACCAAGAUUCACAAGGUUGACACUUUGGUCUCCUACAAGAACGACGAAUGGGACGAGCCAUAGAGCAACCUGCUCUUUCUUUGCUGCUCUUUCUUUGUGUGUGUUUUGUUUGUUUUUUGAGUGAUUUGAGUGGACCCUCCCGUGAAUCGUUGAUUCACAUUUUGUCAGUUAAGCAGGGCAUAUUAUUCUGCAUUAAUAUGUCAGUAUGUUGAACAUGGAUCCCCAGAAGGUUUUAAAGCAAAAUAUGUUGACAAAUGCUUGUUGACAGAACGAAGAAUAUAACUUAUGACAGGAGAGGUCGGUGUAUUUUAGGCAUAUAAUUUGAGCAUAAUCCA
Molecule: messenger RNA, 1133 nt
Organism: Diospyros lotus (date-plum)
Lineage: Eukaryota; Viridiplantae; Streptophyta; Magnoliopsida; Ericales; Ebenaceae
Product: mitotic spindle checkpoint protein MAD2
Exons: 7
Coding region: 238-861 (207 amino acids)
Biological process (GO): mitotic spindle assembly checkpoint signaling
Cellular component (GO): cytoplasm; kinetochore; nucleoplasm
Source: RefSeq, a predicted model, not a curated record